Molecule: messenger RNA, 1906 nt
Organism: Daphnia pulex (common water flea)
Lineage: Eukaryota; Metazoa; Arthropoda; Branchiopoda; Diplostraca; Daphniidae
Product: acetyl-coenzyme A transporter 1-like
Exons: 11
Coding region: 192-1787 (531 amino acids)
Cellular component (GO): membrane
Molecular function (GO): acetyl-CoA transmembrane transporter activity
Source: RefSeq, a predicted model, not a curated record
AGACGAAACAUUUGUUUGUGUUUGCCUUGCCUUGCUUACGUCAUUCGUACUAUCGGCUGUCAGUCUGUCACAAUUAAUGUAACACUUACCUCGUUAACGUUACCUGUUCUUUUAACCAUUCCAGCAAGUUUACUAGUUCAAAUCUUGUUUAUUACAAAAGAAAACUUUUCCGUUUACUCACCCUUUUGUAGAUGAUGAGAAAGCGAGCAGAAUUACCAUCGGAAAAUGAGCGUUCAUCUUUAAUUGAAAAUGAUGAAAGUACCUAUCAAAUCAAAGAAGAGAUGAAGGAAGCACCACAGAUUUGGAGUUGGAAGGGUGAAGGGAGAAAUAUUGCUCUACUUUUCUUUUUGUACCUGCUGCAAGGAAUACCAUUAGGAUUGACUGCCAGUAUUCCAUUGAUGCUUCAGAAUCGUCAUGUUAGCUACAAGGAGCAAGCAGAAUUUAGCCUUGUAUUUUGGCCAUUUAGUUUGAAACUUUUAUGGGCUCCGAUAGUGGAUUCUUUAUACUCGUCAAGAAUGGGAAGAAGAAAAACUUGGCUUGUUCCUGUGCAGUAUUUGCUUGGAAUUGCUAUGCUGUUUCUUUCAACAAAAGUGGACCAGUACUUGGAUUCAGAAGGAUCACCAAACAUUAAAAUGCUCACCAUAGGAUUCUUUUCUCUUAACUUUUUAGCUGCAACACAAGACAUUGCUGUAGAUGGAUGGGCAUUGACAAUGCUGCACAGAAAAAAUGUUGGAUAUGCCUCCACUUGCAAUUCAGUUGGACAAACUGCUGGUUAUUUUUUAGGCUAUGUUGUCUUUGUGGCCUUUGAAUCUGCAGAUUUCUGCAACAAAUAUCUGAGGAGUCAACCAGAGCCUUUUGGGCUUUUGACAUUGUCGGGAUUCCUUUAUUUCUGGGGAAUCGUUUUCUUCAUCACCACAACAUUCGUGUGGUUGUUAAAGCGAGAAAAAGCACCAGAUAAUAAUGAAGAAUCCACAGGCGAAGAUGCUGAGCAUAAUUUAAGCAUAGUUGAGAGUUACAAACUCUUAUUGAAAAUCUUUAAACUUCCUGCUAUUCAAUGGACUGUCGUAGUUCUCUUAACAUGCAAGAUUGGAUUUUCAGCAUCCGACGCGGUUACUGGUCUCAAGCUAGUUGAAAUGGGGGUUCCUAAAGCGCAAUUAGCUCUGCUAGCCGUUCCUUUGGUUCCCCUUCAAAUCGUCCUGCCGCUAUUCAUUAGCCGAUACACUGCCGGCCCUCGACCUAUGCAAGUUUUUAUUAACGCAAUUCCUUAUAGGUUAAUGUUUGGAUUUAUAUAUGCUGGUCUUGUGUGGAUUACUCCACAAUUCCAAAGUAGCGACGGUCAAUUCCCUUUUUAUUACUACUUGAUGGUUGUGAUCAUUUAUGCUAUUCAUCAGGUCGCAGUAUACAGCAUGUUUGUUGCCGUGAUGGCUUUCUUUGCCAAAGUUAGUGAUCCCCAAGUUGGAGGUACUUACAUGACUUUGCUAAACACAGUGUGCAACCUUGGUGGAAAUUGGCCCUCUACCUUAGCUCUCUGGUCAGUUGAUGCGUUGACAUGGAAAAGCUGCCACUCAAAAGACUCCAUUAUCCAUGAGACUAACAAGUGUCGCAAUGCCGCUGAAACAUUGGAAUGCACCGAUGGAGGAGGACAGUGCAUAGUCGACUUGGAUGGUUUUUAUGUCGAAUCCUUGAUAUGUAUAGUAAUCGGAUUUUUAUGGCUCCGCUGGGGCCGUAGGGUCAUCCAUCAACUGCAGUCGAAGGACGAAAGUGCAUGGAAAGUUCGCAACAAUUGAUAGGCAAAGGUUUAAUUAGCCCCUAUUGGGAUACUUUUUGUUAACGGGAAUAUCAUGGAAAAAUUUAUUUAAAGCAUGCGUACAUUACCAGGUGUGUUAAGAUACAUGUUUUACUUUAA